Penaeus chinensis is the source of this 4437-nucleotide messenger RNA. It is a transcript of the gene RhoGAP100F, whose product is annotated as rho GTPase-activating protein 100F-like. The record is from RefSeq and is a predicted model, not a curated record. The transcript is spliced from 7 exons. Gene Ontology annotation, molecular function: protein binding. NCBI's taxonomy places the organism in Eukaryota, Metazoa, Arthropoda, Malacostraca, Decapoda, Penaeidae. The coding region runs from base 1450 to 3408 and encodes 652 amino acids.
CGUGAGUGAGUGGCAGGAGCCCGCGUGAGGGGUCCGCUCACGCCCCUGAGAACACUGACUCUCCCUUCCUGACGACGCGCCCAGCGGAGUGUGUGAGUGAGUGUGUGCCGCCGCUGGCCUUGGCUCUCCCGCCGCCCUUACGCGACCCUGUCUCGCCCCGAGCCCUGUGGUGGUGGCGCGGCGCCCCCCACACCGCCGCCCCUAGCGAGCCUCCUCACGACUCUCCAGCGGCGCCCACCGCGAGAACAGAGCGACAUACCCCGAGGUGGCGAGGGCGCUGUGGCAGCGACAUGAUGGCGUGACAGCGUGACACUAACGACAUCGAUCCACCCCCGCACACACACGCACACCACCGCUGCACACACGCGUGUGUACACCUCUAGCAGCAGCAGCAGCAGUUGUAGUAGGUGUGUGUGAGGAAGCGGCGCGCGUGGUGGCCGUGUUACUCGCGCGUGGCUGGCGCUGCUUCAGCACCUGAGCGGCCGAGCACCAUGCCGCCCCUGGAGGCCCUCCGACGACGUCGCUGCGGACGAGGACGCCCUGGACUCGAGACUGACGCGUGACGCGAGGGAACCGACCAUGAAAGCGACCACGAUGACACAGAUGCCUGCAAGUAUUUCCCGCCAGUGCCGUGAUUCCCGCCGCCAGCUGCUCGCGUCUCGCCCGGAGUCGGCUGCCCGAGGAAGCGCGUGAAAGGAGACGUGUCGUGUACUAUAACAGUGAGGUGACUGCUGACUUGCCGGCCUUCGGGACUGAGUUAUGUGCCUGCGACAACGGCCGCUUCGGUUGUACAACAGCUGGCUUAUUACUUGAUGAUAGUAGGAGAUUAGCCAGAUAUUAAAUGCCAAGAGAGAGAAAGAUAAGCGAGAGAGAAAAAUAAGAGAGAAGAUAACUCUGAAAAAAAAUAAGUUAAAAAAAGGAGAAAGCAAGCAUCCGAAAAUAAUUUCCAAAAAUACCCUUCUACCUCAUCCCAAUUCUACGAUCAGUAAUUCCGCCACCAGCUUGUGUUCAGUUUUAGGCUUUCAUUUAAGAGAAAUAAUUGUGAAACACCUUUUCCAGCGCGUGUGAAUUAGGACAGUGUGAGUGUCGGUGCCGCCCCCUCCCCCCUCCUGAAUUUUCUUGUGUCAGAGAAAAGAAAAGUGUAAACUCGAAGUUGAUAAGAAUAAGAAGAAAAAAGAAAAAUAGAGAAAAAAAGCUUAGAAAAAGGCCUUUUAUUACCGAUAUUUGAGUGUUCUGGUGAAGUACCCGAGCUCUAAGAGCCAGUCCUGUAGUGUGGGUGUGGGCCCCCCCCCCCCACCUGCAUAGCUUCCCCCCACCCCGCCCCUUGUCCGGGAUGGUCGAAGACGCCCACGCCUCUGUCACAACUGCCGCCCACUACGCCAUCCUGCCUCAACCCCGACUUCCGGGAGGCCAUUUAUGAUUUGUGUGAGGUGAGGGGCAUGCAGGCUGAUGGUCCUGGUGGACGGAGGGGCGGUCAGGGAUCAGCUGGUGGUCGUGGCCCGCUCAAAUAUGCUCUGCUGCGGGGGAAGGAAGUGUGGCUGCAACACGUGCACACUAAAGGAGGGGUCAAAUGGAGUCGGGGCAGAAUUGGCUGCUUCCCCUCGGCGACAGGUGCCUGGUCCAUCACGGGCCCGCGACCCUCCCAGCAUGGUCGUGCAAGGGGACUUCCGCAAGGUGAGCGGUAUCAGCACAGAGAUCUUCCGCCAAAUCGAAACCGUCGAGAACGACCACGAUGCGUCAACGGCAGCGGCUCUCGAUGCGGUGGAGCGACGAGGGGAGAUGGUCGUGCGCCUGCUGGACCCGCGCACGCUCAGCAAGGGGGCGUACGACCAGGCGAAGCGGUUCUUAGCCCUGCAGAAUGUGAAAUUUAGCGUGCAGAUGGUGGAGAUCGUGAAGCGGCCGGGCCAGACCCUCGGCCUGUACAUCCGCGAGGGCAACGGCGCCGACCGCGCGGAGGGCGUCUUCAUCUCGCGCAUCGCGCUUGAGUCGCCCGUCUACAACAGCGGCUGCCUGCGCGUCGGCGACGAGAUCCUGGCCGUAAACCUGGUGGACGUGACGCGCAUGGGGCUCGACGACGUGGUCAUCAUCAUGAGCAUCCCGCGGCGCCUGCUGCUCACCACCCGCUCGCGGCGCGGCGGUCGAGGGGCGCCGCCGUCGCCGCAGCCGCGCCACGAGCCCAAACCGCCACCGGUAGUCGUCAUCAAGAAGGAGUACGAGGAGGAGCCGCUGGACGACUCCAACAGCAACGGCGAGAUGCUGCGGCUGGGCGCCAUGGGCCGGCCGCCGCCGCCGCCCUCGCGCCCGCCGCCCGGCGUGCCUCCGUCGCAGGAGUCGCGCUUCAGCACGUUGCCGCGCUACCGGCCGCCCGAGAACAUGUCGGCGCUGCGUCACGAGGAGCCGCUCAUAUACUACGGCACCAGAGGCAUCCCGCCCAAGGGGCCGUACGGCGUACCCCAGCAAGGGCCCCCGGGCGUGCCCCCCGGCGCCAUGGGCCCGCACGCCACCCACCCCGGCUACCAGCCCCGUAGCUCGCGCCAGGCCAGCGUGCCGCUGCCGCCGUACGGGCCGCCGCCGCGCCCGCCGCUCGGCUCCGACAUCGAGCGCUACUACCAGCCGCCGCCGCCCGUCAUCACGGAGCAGCCGCGGCCGCAGCAGCAGCAGCACUUCACGCCGUACGAGCGCUCGUACCCAAAGACGCUGGAGUCGUUGGCGGAGCGCGUGCACUCGUUUUACGGGCCGCCCGGGACGGAGCCCCCGAUGGCCGUGCCGCCGCGCCAGGACCGCUCACGCGAGCCGCCCAUGUACGGCACGCUGGGCCGCACGACCACCGUGGGGCGGCCCCGCCUGGCGCGCACGCUCAGCGACCAGCGGCUGCCGGCGACGGAGCGCGAGAGCCUGAGCGACUACGAGGGCAGCGGCCCGUCCGCGCGCCGCAUCAAGGCGUCUACGCUGCAGUACCCGUCGGGGGCGCAGGUCACGGACCGCGCCACGCUCGAGCGCUACCAGGAGACCAUGCGGCGCCUGAGCGCACUGCGCCAGAGGACGCGUUCGGUGGACUACGCCAGCGACACAGAAGUCACGCUGCCCCGCUCGUCGCUGCUGGCGCGGGCGAGGGGCACGCACCACGUGCCCGCCGGCGGAGCCGCAGCCGCGCGGUCCAACUCCCUGCCGCGCCACUCGCGCCACCGCGGCGGCUCCCACGUGCGCUUUGAGGCGCGCGGAGGCCCCGCGGUGAGCGAGGACGAAAGCGACGGCGCCGUCAGUGCCCCGGAAAUGCCCACGGGCACCGAGAGAGGUAAGCAGCCCUCUCUCUACACGCACGUGAGGAGAGGUGUGUACCGGCCAAUGGCUCCUAGCGGCUUCAGCAACACUGUACCUGUUACCAAGAAUUGGGCAGCGCCACAGUGAACUGAGUGUCUCUCUCAUACGCCAGUCUAGACCUCCCCCCCCCCCCUUGCGCCUGAUACCCCCCCCCCCUGUCCCAGCCUCUCUCUUCCCUCAUUUCUUCCACUUCCCUGUUCUCUCCCGUUUUCUCCCCCUCUCUCGGUCCCUCAGUUUGUCUCUUUGUCUACGUGUAUCUUAAGCUCAUAUCCCGUCUUUCCCCCGUCCCCAUAUUGACCCCCUUCCCUCUCCCUACCUCCCCCUUUUUAUAUUAAUGCCAUUUUGCUCAUCUGGCAACUGCUGGACGGAAAAUUCUCAGCGUGGCGUAGCUCUAGGGUGUCAGUCAGCUGCGGUGGUGGUGAGCCAAUCAGAACAAAGCAUCUGUAAAGGUCUCUGUUUUGAUUAGCCGAGGGUGUUUCUUUCACUCCGUUCUCGACUGAAGUCUGGGCUACGCAGGUUUGAAUAUUUAUUUUUCCAGUCAGUGCCAGACAAUCCUUCCCCUCAGGUGGAGGUGCUAGUUCUAGGGGGACAGACACGCCCUCGCUCGCUGCCAAUGCUCAACACUGGCCUUCAUUUAUCUGCCAAGAGUAAUUUAGUAACGGUUUACCUCCGCCUUGUGUUAGAGUGAAUGGUCUAUCACGCGCGCUUGAAGUUCUAUUAAGUUUCAUUUUUCGUCUUUGCCGAUUAAGCUUUGUAUGAUCACCGUCGUUUUUAUUAUUGUUGUUAUUUUUAUUUUCUAUUCCUAGUGAUGGCCUGGGUGAAUAACCUGUCCCCCUGGAAAGAUCCCGCCGCCCGCUUAGACUUUUACAUGUUGAUAAAUCUGUGUUCGUGUCAUUUACUGUAGUCUUGUGAGAAUGCCUGACCUAGGAACUCAUCAUUUGACAUAUUAACAGCUGAAUGCAAGUGCUUUCAUCAUUAUGUCUCACUUCAAUGAACUACCUUGUUGUAAAAUUGGGUCGAUCCAAGCUGGCCCGCGAGUCAGGGUCCCUAAUCGCUCAUUUCCAAAGUCAAGCCUUUCUGGCGCGAUGUCUACUACAUUAAAGCUUAUACACACUG